Emiliania huxleyi CCMP1516 is the source of this 1140-nucleotide messenger RNA. RefSeq lists its product as hypothetical. Gene Ontology annotation, molecular function: ATP binding; MAP kinase kinase activity. Bases 1 to 1140 code for a protein of 379 amino acids. The transcript has a single exon. Gene Ontology annotation, biological process: protein phosphorylation; MAPK cascade. The record is from RefSeq and is a predicted model, not a curated record. Lineage: Eukaryota; Haptophyta; Isochrysidales; Noelaerhabdaceae.
AUGUCUUUGGACCCCCUCGCGCAGUCCCUCCCGGCCUCCAGCAGACAAAAGGGCCGCAAGAAGCCUCCAGGCCUGGCGGACAUUGCCACCGCGGCGCUCUCCUCGCCGGCUAGCACCUUCCGGCUUUCGGAGUCGGGCACCUUUGAGAAGGGCGGCUUUCAGAUCAAGGCGAGCGGCAUCUCCGCCACCCCGGCGCGGCACGGAGACUUCUCGAGCCUCACCCUCUCCGAUCUUUCGACGCUCCACCCGCUCGGGACCGGCGCCUGCGGCACCGUCCACCUCGCGCGGCACCGGCCCAGCGGGACGCUGCUCGCGCUCAAGGCGAUCCACAUCAUGUCAACGCAGGGGGAGCGGCACCAGAUGCUCAACGAGCUGCGUGCCCUCUCCUCCUUCGACCACCCUUGCCUCGUCCCGCUGCUCGACGCAUUUUAUCUGGACGGCUCCGUCUACCUCGCGCUGGGCUAUAUGGACGGCGGGUCGCUCGAGGAGCUGCUGAGCCGGCACAGGCCCGUGGCAGAGGGCGCGCGCCUCGCCAUCACUGGUCUUCCCGAGCCGGUCGUCGGCCACGCCGUGCUGCAGACCCUCUCUGCGCUGGCCUACCUCCACGGCCGCGGCGUCGUACACCGCGACGUCAAGCCCGCAAACAUCCUGCUCGACUCGCAGGGCAACGUCAGGCUGGCCGACUUUGGCAUCAGCAAGCAGCUCGAGGCCACCUUUGGCGUGGCGCGCUCCUUUUGUGGCACCGCGGUCUACAUGGCGCCCGAGCGAAUCAGCGGCGCCGAUUACACGCAGAGCUCCGACGUCUGGUCGCUCGGCAUGGUCGUGGUCGAGUGCGCCGUGGGCCUCCACCCAUUCGCCGCGGCGCAGUCGUACUACGACCUAGUGGUCGGGCUUUCCUCCGGCGCCGACCCACCCUCCCUCCCGGAGGGCCUCUUCUCCGCGGAGGCACGGGAUUUUGUCGCCGCGUGCCUCCGCGUAGACCCGGAGAAGCGGGCGACCGCUGAAGGGCUGCAGCGCCACCCGUUUGCGUGCGCCGUUUCAGGAGAUGGCACCGCACGCACGCCCGAUCAGCUCGUGGCCGGCGCCGCAUUCCGCUUGCGCCAGUGGCUGAGCCAGACCUUUGGCGGGGGAGACGGCUAG